AUGAAAUGAUGAUGGGUUGAAUGGGAAGUGAUGAAUCAUCUGCUUGCAAUUCCUUUGCUGAUUCUGUGCUUCUUUAUCAUUCACUUCCAGUCGCUUGAUGUUUCUCUUAGCCCAUAUGUGAAGCUGUAGAAGAUACUGCCCAGCGUGUUGCCAUCUUGGCAUCUAUUUGUUUAUUCUAACUGGACUGAUUUUGGGUUUUUAUGGUGACAGAAUGGCGAUCACACAGUAGUUAAGACCCAAAAUCAGUCCAAUGAACAUAGAUCUAUAGGUUAAAUAUUUGCUUAGAUGAUUAAUUUAGCUUGUGGGACGAAUUCAGAUGCCUAUGAAGUCUUGCAUUUCUUGGUUAACUACAAAAGGGAGCAGUAAUCAGCCUUGCUUAUUUGUGCCUACGAUGUAUAGGAUCUACAUUGCAUACAGUAGUCUUGGAAUUGUACUCGUGAAAAAUAAAUUGCUCUAUACUCUUUUCUUAAUUCGUGGAAGCUGUCUUGUUUUCUGAAGUCUCAUGGAGUGAUGCCCGGAAUGUUUGUUUCUGGAGUAGGUGAAGUACCUCCAGGCUACAGGGGCGUAAAGGUAUCAAAUGAAUGGCCAGUUAAAGUUGAGUAACAAAUCUGACCAAAAUUUGCCGGAUUAAUAUUUUGAAAUUAAUUUGAGUUAAAGUGCCAAUAUCUUGCAUUGGCAUUCGACUAUGAAGUGCAAAGUAUAGACAUUAAUGUCCCAGCUCUGCUAUGGUAAUGCCAGUUGGGAGACAUCUAGUGAGUCCUAUCUUUAUUUAAAGCUGUGUUGUAUGUUUUGCAUAUACUGAGGUUAGUGGCAGCGACAGAUCGUAGAUUGACAUAUUUUGCGCGUGUGCAAACGUGUAUUUUGAUUUUGAAAAACACUGUAUUCUAACGAAUGAAUGACAGAGUCCGCCACUAGGAUAUCAACUCAAUUAUCAGAAUUGAAUCUAGAAACUGGAGUCAAAAUGCCAUAUCAUCUCACCUUCAGGUUGGUGUUAGGUGGUGGAUGCUGAUGGAUCAAGCUCAUCGUUACCACAAACUUUGGUGGGAAUCGAAGACGGAUAUAGGGACGAGGCCCUCCAAUUAUUAGUCUUUAUUGAAGGGAAGAAAGGUGGCCAACAUGAUUAACUUUUGUCUUCCACUGCUUGUACAAAACUACAUGCAACUUAGUAAGUGUAAGAAGCUGAGAAAUGGAACCAUGAAAAAACUUUGGGCAUAUAAAAAAUAAUUAUGAUACAAACCUACAGCUUGAACGACAGAUAGCGUGCUUUCUACUUCGAUUAUCGAAGCCAAUUUGUUGUAACAUUACGACGCAAUGUUAGGCUCUUUUCCAUAACAUAGGACGUUCAAGAAUGAUAGACACUUUCAUGAAAAAACUUUGGGCAUAUAAAAAAUAAUUAUGAUACAAACCUACAGCUUGAACGACAGAUAGCGUGCUUUCUACUUCGAUUAUCGAAGCCAAUUUGUUGUAACAUUACGACGCAAUGUUAGGCUCUUUUCCAUAACAUAGGACGUUCAAGAAUGAUAGACACUUUCUCAAAACCGAAAUUUGAGUUGGACUCUGGCCGCUUCUUUUUAUUAUAGUAUCUUUUUGAUUUGCAACUCUAAAACUGACUUCAGACCUUUUUUUUUUUUUUCAUUAGUCGUGGUGUUCAGGUCCACCCGCGGGUACUUCGGCUAACUCCACGUGAUUUUGGUACCUCAAACAAAUACAAGUACCGGAUAACUUUGUCCGCCAACACCUGUCUGAUGUGGAGAAAUCAAUCAGUAUUUUUGCCUCCACUGAAAUUUGAACUUGAGAUCUCAUAGUUGUCAACUCAUGGCAUUGAUCACUAGGCCAUACCCUUGGGGUGCGUAUUCAGACUGCUCUUUUUGCUAAUAUAUUUAAUGUUAAAAGUAUCUCAACACCUCAAACGUGGUACGUAGAACUAAGGAAACAGUCUUGGGUAAAUUGGUAGUCUCCUUCCAGGAACACAUCCCUAUCCAAACUGUGAAAUUCGUAUUCCUCAGUACCAACCUCAUCCAAUAAUGAUUUUUGGACUAUAUUAUUAUGAAUUGAACCAUCAGGAAGAUGAAUGACUAAUACUGUGGGGUGCAGCAAGCUGGAGAAUAGACGAUACGGAUGAAGAUGACAACCUAAAAUAGAAGCAAAAGAGGACCACGAUAAGUGUUAUUUUAGCAUGUAAGAUCAGAGUUAAUUAGAAGGAAAACCAAACUGGGGACUUACCAAUGGCAGAAACUGAAUCAAAUUUGAAGGCUUCAACAACAUAUGCGUUUGCUGUAAUUGGUUUUCUAGUUCUAUAUUCCGUUAUCUUCGUGUCUGCAGAGCAGACUCCACAUGGAAUUGCUCUGAGUAACAACGGAACAACUCAUGACUUUGAAUCAAGUAACUUGUUCAACCUAUUCAAUCUUCUGCUGCAAAAGGCUGAAAUGCAUUACCGCCAUGUUUGGCCAGAACUGCAAUUGGGAUGGAGAGUUAUUGUUGGUUCAAUAAUUGGAUUCCUUGCUGCUGCUUUAGGGAGUGUAGGAGGAGUAGGGGGAGGUGGUAUCUUUGUUCCCAUGCUUACUUUAAUCAUUGGAUUUGAUCCAAAAACAUCCACUGCAAUAUCGAAAUGUAUGAUCACUGGUGCAGCGGGUGCAACUGUCUACUACAACAUAAAGCAGCGGCAUCCAACAAUGGACAUGCCCGUUAUUGAUUACGAUCUAGCUCUUCUUUUCCAACCCAUGCUGUUGCUGGGUGUCAGUGUGGGAGUUGUUCUCAACGUACUUUUUUCGGAGUGGAUGGUUACGGUCAUAUUGAUCAUUCUUUUUAUAGUCUCAUCAACUAAGGCAAUUUUCAAGGGUGUCGAGACGUGGAAAAGAGAAACCAUAAUAAAGAAGGAAGCUGCUGGACACUUGGCAUCUGACGGUGCUGCUGGUGAAGAAAUUGCAUACAAACUUCUACCUGAAGGUCCAAAUAAUGGUUCUACAGUUAAAAAAGAGGACAAUAAGGCACCAGAGUUUCCAAUUGCUGACAAUGUAUCCUGGAAGGACAUGAGCGCACUUAUUGCUCUCUGGGUCUUUAUCCUGGUUCUGCAUAUUUCUAAGAAUUAUACAUUAACUUGUUCAGUGGCAUAUUGGAUCUUAAACCUCUUGCAGGUCCUUGUUGCUGUAGGAGCUUCUGCAUAUCAAGCAGUUCACUUGUACAAUGGAUCAAGAGUGAUCAUGUCAAGCAGAGAAGUAAUAAGCUGGAAAGUGCAUCAGUUAAGUCUUUGCUGUUUCUGUGGCAUUUUGGCCGGUGUAGUUGGUGGACUGCUUGGGCUUGGUGGAGGAUUCGUUUUGGGACCUUUGCUUCUAGAGCUAGGCAUUCCUCCCCAGGUAUCAAGUGCCACUGCCACCUUUGCAAUGACAUUUUCCUCCUCCAUGUCCGUGAUACAAUAUUACCUACUAAAACGCUUUCCAAUACCAUAUGCGCUGUAUUUUGUUGCUGUAGCCACUAUUGCCGCCUUUGUUGGACAGAACGUUGUUAGGAAAAUUAUUAGCAUUGCGGGAAGAGCAUCUGUCAUUAUUUUUGUAUUGGCCUUCACUAUCUUUGUGGGGUUGGCAUAAUAGACACGAUAAAAAAGGUCGAGCAAGGGCAGCAUAUAGGUUUUGAUAACAUUUGUGCAUACCAUUCUUAAGCAAAGCACUCAUGUUCUCCUUGGCAAUUUCUGUACUGGUAUUAUCAGAUAUCAAGUUUGGGUCAAUUCACAUAUUGUAUCUGUUGACUAUGCAUAACAUUUGAUAGUCCACUGUGUUCUGGUUUCAAGCU
Molecule: messenger RNA, 3786 nt
Organism: Lycium barbarum (goji berry)
Lineage: Eukaryota; Viridiplantae; Streptophyta; Magnoliopsida; Solanales; Solanaceae
Product: sulfite exporter TauE/SafE family protein 3-like
Exons: 13
Coding region: 2226-3584 (452 amino acids)
Biological process (GO): protein ubiquitination
Cellular component (GO): Cul4A-RING E3 ubiquitin ligase complex; membrane
Source: RefSeq, a predicted model, not a curated record